Tupaia belangeri chinensis (Chinese tree shrew) is the source of this 1507-nucleotide messenger RNA. It is a transcript of the gene LPAR1, whose product is annotated as lysophosphatidic acid receptor 1. Gene Ontology annotation, biological process: G protein-coupled receptor signaling pathway. The transcript has 4 exons. The coding region runs from base 287 to 1381 and encodes 364 amino acids. Lineage: Eukaryota; Metazoa; Chordata; Mammalia; Scandentia; Tupaiidae. The record is from RefSeq and is a predicted model, not a curated record. Gene Ontology annotation, molecular function: lysophosphatidic acid receptor activity. Gene Ontology annotation, cellular component: membrane.
GUGGGUGUGCGUGCGCGCGUGCGAGCCGGCCUGCAGGAGGCGAGGCUCUCCUGGCCUCUCGCACCAACCAGUUGACCCAGCCCCUGCAGGGAAACUGCCGCCGCCGCCCGGGCCGCCGGCCCUCCUGUCCCCUGGCCAGGUCAGUUCGCCCCGGGGCCCGCCCAAGUGACACGUACACAAUAUCUCCUAGCAUGACCUCUGUCUGAUCAGCAAGCAAGAGCAUUUGACCCCUGUGUCCUGCACUGUGGUGCUGGGCCUGAUUGCCGCCCACAUCUCCGGUGCCAUCAUGGCCUCUGCCUCUGUUUCCACCCCUGUAAUUUCACAGCCCCAGUUCACCUCCAUGAACGAACCACAGUGCUUCUACAAUGAGUCCAUCGCCUUUUUUUAUAACCGAAGUGGAAAAUAUCUUGCCACAGAAUGGAACACGGUCAGCAAGCUGGUGAUGGGACUUGGAAUCACUGUCUGUAUCUUCAUCAUGUUGGCCAACCUUCUGGUCAUGGUGGCAAUCUACGUCAACCGCCGCUUCCACUUUCCUAUUUAUUACUUGAUGGCUAAUCUGGCUGCUGCGGACUUCUUCGCUGGCUUGGCCUACUUCUACCUAAUGUUCAACACAGGACCCAAUACUCGGAGAUUGACGGUCAGCACCUGGCUCCUCCGUCAGGGCCUCAUUGACACCAGCCUGACAGCAUCAGUGGCCAACUUACUGGCUAUUGCAAUUGAGAGGCACAUUACAGUUUUCCGCAUGCAGCUGCACACACGGAUGAGCAACCGACGAGUGGUGGUGGUCAUUGUGGUCAUCUGGACUAUGGCCAUUGUCAUGGGUGCUAUACCCAGUGUAGGCUGGAACUGUAUCUGUGAUAUCGAACAUUGUUCCAACAUGGCACCCCUCUAUAGUGACUCUUACUUAGUUUUUUGGGCCAUUUUCAACUUGGUGACCUUUGUGGUAAUGGUGGUUCUCUAUGCUCACAUCUUUGGCUAUGUUCGCCAGAGGACUAUGAGAAUGUCCCGGCAUAGUUCUGGACCUCGGCGGAAUCGGGAUACCAUGAUGAGCCUUCUCAAGACUGUGGUCAUUGUGCUGGGUGCCUUUAUCAUCUGCUGGACCCCUGGACUGGUCUUACUGCUGCUGGAUGUGUGUUGUCCACAGUGUGACGUGCUGGCCUAUGAGAAAUUUUUCCUUCUUCUGGCUGAAUUCAACUCUGCCAUGAACCCCAUCAUCUACUCUUACCGCGACAAGGAAAUGAGCGCCACCUUCAGACAGAUCCUCUGCUGCCAGCGCAGUGAGAACACGAGCGGCCCCACGGAAGGCUCCGACCGCUCAGCUUCCUCCCUCAACCACACCAUCUUGGCUGGAGUUCAUAGCAAUGACCACUCUGUGGUUUAGAAAGGAAACUAAGACGAAGAGCCAGCCAUCCCUUAUUGAAGGAUGAACAGCCUGCCCCUACCCAAUUGCCAGGGCAAGGUGGAGUGGGAGAGAAGAGAAAAAUAAACUCAUGUAUUUAAACACUAA